Messenger RNA from Python bivittatus (Burmese python), 2115 nucleotides. The record is from RefSeq and is a predicted model, not a curated record. NCBI's taxonomy places the organism in Eukaryota, Metazoa, Chordata, Lepidosauria, Squamata, Pythonidae.
CCUCCCUGCUGCAGGGGUCUCCGCGCCGCCUCCCCGCGCUCGGGCGCUCGCGGCUAAACCGGGCGGCUCUUAAGACCCACCGGCCGAGCUCCGCGCGCCGUGCAGAGGGCCCACCCAGCGCAUCGCCAGCCGGGGUCCGCUUCUCCUCCGAUUUCCGACGCUUCGGGGGCGUUUCCGUCCCUCCCCAUUGGUUCCCCGGACAGCCAGGGGCCCCUCCCCCUGUGCCCUGGGCCAAUCAGCAGCUGCCCAAGUGGCAGUCGCAGUCUGUGCCCCCUCCAGAUUUCCAUCCAGAUCCCAAGUUGGCACUGCCACCUGUUGCCCGCGGAGUUACCAGGUGCCCAGUCGGGGCAGCUGCAAAGCCGGAAACGGGGGCUGUGCCUUGGCACUUCUCCCGGGGCAAAGGCCCCCCCCCCCCGCCUUGGAAAAGAUCCCCAAAAAUAGGGGCUGAGGUGGGGCUGCCAAAGAGCAAGAGACCAAAAUUGGGGCUGGCAUUUGGUAAAAAUGGCUUUAAAAUCCCAAACUCCUGUUAAAAUAAUCCUAUUAAAAAAAAAAAACUUAUCCAGAGACGGAAUUGCACUUUAUUGAAAGCAAUUUCUCUCAAUCUCAGAGGCAUUAAGGCUGUGGACUUCAACUCCCAGAAUUCCCCAGGCAGCAAGGGGAAUUCUGGGAGUUGAACUCCACACGUCUUAAAGGCAAUGAGAUUGAGACACUGAAAAAUAGGCGGCUUUUGUAAAGCCAUAUUUUGCCACCAAUUUUCAAACCGUGUUGGCAGCAGGAGGGAAGGCAGGAUUGAGGGGCAUUUCUCUUGGGGGUUUAACAUCUGUUUUUUCCCCUCUUUUUGUUGUUGUUGUUGUUGCUGCAAGUGUUGCUUGCUAAAACAGGAGCUGAAAGCAGGAUGGAGCCUGACUGGAGAUGGGGGGGUCAGAAAAGUCAAGAUGGUGGCCAUGCCCAUGCCAAGUCCUGCCCCUUCUUGAUGUGAAUCAAAGAGGGGUGGGGUCCCCAGGGGGGUUGUGAAUUUUUGGCCCCCCUGUGGAUCUCCCUGGGGGGGCAGGCUGACUCGACACCCGCAGCAGCCGGAGGGCUGCAAAUGAGAGAUUUGGGGGGUGCUCAGCCACGGUUUUUCCCUCCCCAGGAGAGCAAGGCCAUCUUCGUGGACCAGAGGAGAUUUGCUCAUCGGAGCCUUCCUGGCAGCAGAGCCANNGGCCACGCUGGAGCAGCCCUGGGGGGAUACGAGGACCGGCGUCCGCCAGACUGGCUGCCCAGGCCGAAGAAGCUGUUCCACCUCUGGGAGAGGCUCCCUGUCGCCCGGCAGCUGCGGGCGCUUGGCAGACAACGACGAGCCGUCUUCCGGCCAGGCCUGCCUUCUCGCCCUGCCCUGAGUGGCACCAAGAGGUUUGCGGAAACAGGAGGUCGUGCCCAGGCAGGGCAAAGCAGCUUGCCCCCAGCUCUGCGCAACGCCAGGGAGGAGAAGGAGGCUUCGAAGCCAGCUGACCCUGCCCAAAGGACCCUGCCGAACCACCCGGGCAGCUCCAGCCUGCCCUCUGGGCAGCCCCCUGUCACCAAGCAGGGUGCGCAGCCCUCACUGCCCAGCUUGGCCACGGAGGUUGGGGCAGUCCACAGGGCCACGUGCCAGUGCCCAGGCAGCAAACACACUGACGUCCCUGUCCAGGAGGUGGAGGGUCGCCAGGUGGGGCUCCGGGUGCCCACGCCCCGCACGGAGGAAGCAGCCUGGGCCGCCAGCGCCCUCACCUUCUUGCUGGUGGUGCUGACGCUGGCGGUGCUGUACACCCGUCUCCACCAGAAGUGCCGCCGCGGGCCGAGUCUCUACUGGAUGAUGAGCGGCGAGGAGGGGCGCGACACAGUGGCUGCUGUCAUGAAGCGCCGGCACUUCUCGCGCCACAGACGGAAGAAGCGGCUACGGCAACAGCCUCAGCAGCAACGGGUGCUCCUGCCCAGCUCCUCCAGCGACGACAGCUCUGCAUGAAGGCCUCAGCUGGCCUGGCACAUUUGCAGGGGAGGCUGCCCAAAAGCUCACCGCCCGAGGAGGAUCAGGCUCCUGGCCUGAAUGCCAAUUUUUUUCUUACUCAAUAAAAUAUAUUUUCCUACGUACAGCUG